AUGUGUGUAGGUCCUGGAUGCUCUUCUGUGGCAUACGGUGCAUCUGAAGAAAUUGGGCCAUUCAGGAUUAGCAAAACCUCGUCUCGUUUGUACAUGAACAAGUUUUCUUGGAACAAAUUAGCGAAUUUGCUAUUUUUGGAAACUCCGGCUGGGGUCGGUUUUUCUUACAGCAACAGGUCCUCCGACCUCUUGAACACCGGAGAUAUUCGGACCGCCAAGGACUCGCUACAAUUUCUCGUCCGGUGGUUGGAUCGUUUUCCACGCUACAAAAACCGCGAAAUUUAUCUAACCGGCGAGAGUUAUGCUGGACAUUAUGUCCCCCAACUCGCUAGAGAAAUAGUCAAUUACAACACGAACUCCGAGCACAAAAUCAACCUCAAGGGCUUUAUGGUUGGGAAUGCGGUGACCGACAACCACUAUGACAACCUAGGCACGGUCGACUUCUGGUGGAGCCACGCCAUGAUUUCCGACAAGACGCAUAAGCAACUGAUGAGCACGUGUGAAUUUCAGAGUCAGAAAGAGUCGAACGAGUGCGAAACCAUCUACUACUAUGCCAUGGAUCAAGAAUUCGGGAAUAUCGACCAGUACAACAUCUAUGCACCAAAGUGCAACAACUCGGACGGUAGUGCCACCCGUCACCACCACAUGCGCUUGCCCCAUCGACCAAGUCCGAUUUUUAGGAAGCUAUCGGGCUACGAUCCGUGCACGGAGAAGUAUGCGGAAAUUUACUAUAAUAGGCUUGAUGUGCAGAAAGCUCUCCAUGCUAACACAAGUGGCCGGAUACCAUACAAAUGGACUGCUUGCAGUGAAACUUUGAACAGGAAUUGGAAUGACACUGAAAGCUCAAUCCUUCCAAUCUAUAGAGAAUUGAUUGCAGCUGGAUUGAGAAUUUGGGUGUUUAGUGGAGAUGUUGAUGCUGUUGUGCCAGUCACAGCAACUAGAUAUUCACUAGCACAACUUAAGCUACAGACCACAAUUCCUUGGUACCCUUGGUAUGUCAACAAACAGGUAGGAGGAUGGACUGAAGUUUAUAAAGGGCUUACAUUUGCUACAGUGAGAGGGGCUGGUCACGAAGUGCCUAUGUUCAAACCAAGAGCUGCAUUUCAGUUGUUCAAUUCGUUUUUGCAGGGGAAGCCCCUCCCAAAAUCAUGAAUUUGCAAUUCGGUCCCCACAUAUGUUGUAAAACAUUUCACACAUGAUCCAGUUGGAGCCUGAAAUUGUACCGUUGGGUUUGAUUUUGGAAAAUGGCAAUUUUCAUUUUUCAAUCUGUUUGCUUACUGAGAAUGCAUUACAGUAUGAUAUGGAUUUAACAAGAAAUGAAAGUUGUCUAUAAACAGUUUGGUAAUCAAGAUGCUCUAACCGAUUAAAAUUU
Molecule: messenger RNA, 1372 nt
Organism: Striga asiatica
Lineage: Eukaryota; Viridiplantae; Streptophyta; Magnoliopsida; Lamiales; Orobanchaceae
Source: the annotation of a GenBank genome assembly